AUGCCAACAAUCUCCUUCUUCUCAGACUGCGACCACUCCAUAUCCUUCUACAGCGCCUCCUCCAUCGCCAAAGCCAUGCUCAAGUUCUGGCCCACAUCCCCCGCCCCCGACCAGACAACCCCCCGCGCCAGCCAGCAGGAGAAGAACCCGUUUGAUCGCCUACCGACGACGCCGACUUCCGUGCACCCCCUGCUGGCUGCAGGAAGCACGUCUCCGUUCGUCCCAUCAUCGGCCUAUGGCGGAUCGGUCCACUCGGAUCUCACGCCUGGAGGCACCAACAACUCCGUCGGCCCUUUCCCCUCUGCACAACCCACCACUCACCUCUCGAUUCAUGCCCCCCAAUUCAACAUCAUGCAGCCUCCCCCCGGAAAGAACCCAAAGCCAUCUCCCUCCACACCCACCCCACAGCCCGCCCUCUCCAGAGGUCAGAUCCAUGUAAAGCUCAUCCAAGCCCGCGGCCUCAAUGUCCGCAGUAUACACGCACGCCCCUACGUCGUCGUACAGUUCGAGCAGAACGAGUUCGUAUCCCGCAACCCAAUCCCAGAAUCAGACAGGGAGGUAAAGGGCACCGCCGUAAAUCUCUCUCGCCAGACUUCAUCAAACGCUAUCAACGCUCUCGGCGCAAUAGAAUCAAAGGCUGCAAUACGGGACGCCUCCCGCAAAAACAGCAAGGGCAGCUCAAAGGACCCCUCUCCUUCAUCCUCCCUCGUCCCUUCCGCCGCAAAAGCCCUAUCAGCCACUGCACACUCAUCACAACCACCACCCUCUCCCUCCUCCGCCUUUGCUCACUCAACCUCUCCCUCAUCCGGCAUCGCUAAUGGUCUCUUUGGCCGUUUGUCAGCACACAACCCCGUCUGGAAACACGAGGUCUCCUUCGAUGUUACAUCCGAGGAGUCUCUUAUUACGUUCAACGUCUAUGACCGCUCCCUCUCCGACCAGGGCUUCCUAGGCACCCUCCAGAUAAAGCCUGUUCUUCUCCACGACCAUACUGUGGAUCAGUGGUACAAACUCAGGCCAUACGAGGAUGAGAUCGUUAGCGGCGAGAUGCGAGUCCAAAUCACAUACGAACAGUACAAGACCAAACGAGCGCUAACGCCGCGCGAUUUCGAGUUCUUGAAGCUCAUUGGGAGGGGCACGUUUGGAAAGGUCUUCCAGGUGCGGAAGAAGGAUACACAUCGUAUAUAUGCGAUGAAGGUGCUGUCAAAGAAGGAGAUUGUGGCCAAGAAGGAAGUCGCGCAUACGAUUGGAGAACGCAAGAUCCUGCAACGGUCCCUCGAGUGCCCGUUCCUCGUCGGCCUCAAGUUCAGCUUCCAAACCGACACCGAUCUAUAUCUCGUAACAGACUUCAAGAGCGGCGGAGAGCUUUUCUGGCAUCUACAACGAGAGACGAGGUUCACCGAGGAGAGGGCCAAGUUCUACAUCGCAGAGCUAAUCUUGGCGUUGGAGCACUUGCACAAAUACAACAUUGUCUACCGGGACCUGAAACCCGAGAACAUCCUCCUCGACGCGACAGGCCACGUCGCUUUGUGCGAUUUCGGACUCUCCAAAGCAGACCUACGACCCGACGAGCUAACGACAACGUUCUGCGGCACGACCGAGUACCUCGCACCCGAGAUCCUGCUCGACGAGCACGGCUACUCCAAGAUCGUCGACUUUUGGUCGCUCGGCGUGCUACUCUUCGAGAUGUGUUGCGGGUGGAGCCCGUUCUACGCAGAGGACACGCAGCAGAUGUACAAGAACAUCUGUUUUGGCAAGAUCCGCUUCCCCAAGGGCGUCAUCAAUGACGACGGCAAGCAGUUUGUCAAGGGGCUCUUGAAUAGGAACCCGAAGCACCGGUUAGGCGCCCAACGCGACGCGGCCGAGCUGAAGGAACACGCGUUCUUCAAGAAUAUCGACUGGGUCGCGCUCUCGCUCAAGCAGGUCACCCCGCCCUUCAAGCCCGUCGUCGAGUCGGACGAGUCGACGAACAAUUUUGACCCCGAGUUCACCUCGGCAGAUAUCCGCGAGGUCGGCGUCCCAGACAUCUCUGACCUGGAUCUGGACGACGACGACCCAUCGGAGGCGUGGGUCUCGCAGAGCAUCGGGACGCUGAACACGCACACGCCGAAUGGUCCGCUAGGGAGCGAGAGGACGAAGAGCCCUGUGACGAACGGCAUGCACGCGCACUUUGGCGGCGUCUCCGCAGCGCUGAACGGCAGCACGUCCACGGCACCGACGAACGGUGCGCCUCGUUCGCAGGGCAUCCAGAUCAAACGGCAGCCGCGGAAGAAGGACGUUGUGUCGACGCCGCUGACGAGCAGCGUCCAGGAGAAUUUCCGCGGGUUCACGUACCAUGGCGGUGAGAGCGUCGUGGCGUCCGCGAUGGCCGCGCGGCGCAAGGAGCGGGGAGCCGAGGAGGCGGUGGCGGACGAGGAGGCAGACGAACCCGAGGUGACGACGGAGGACGAGGUGGCUGAUUUCGAGCGCAGCGCGGGACGCUACUCGAAGGCAAGGAGAGCGAAGGGGGUGUCGUUUGCUGACGGGGAUAUCGAUGAGGACAUGUCAUAA
Messenger RNA from Cyclocybe aegerita, 2547 nucleotides. The record is from the annotation of a GenBank genome assembly. Lineage: Eukaryota; Fungi; Basidiomycota; Agaricomycetes; Agaricales; Hemipholiotaceae.